AUGGAUCGAACAUUCAUAGUUGAGCCGCAGCUUGCUGAGUUCGACGUGCCUAUUCGUGACUUCUUUCAGUCAAAAUCCGAAUAUAAUGCCUUUAUAAUCGGUGCAUUUAUAUUUUCCCCAGCAAGAGACCCGAAUACAACAGUCAGUGACGAUGAAGUCAGACGCUCCACACGCGCCUUGUUGCUCCGGAGAGCCAUAACCGACUCCCUAGGCGGCCUGUGGGAAGGCCCAGGAGGCUCCUGCGACGACACCGACGCAACAGUACUCGACAGCGUGGCGCGAGAAGUCUAUGAGGAGACCGGACUGCAUGUCUCCCACAUACGGGAUCUCGUUGCCGUCGACCAGUGGGACCGAGUCAAGGACGGAGAGCACAUCAAGGCCAUCAAAUUCUCAUUCUGGGUCGACGUCCACGAAGCCCACCAAGCACCAGAGAACAGUCACUUCGCCCCGGACUGGGAGCAUCAGGUCAAGCUGGCCCCCGGCGAGCAUGAGCAGUACCGAUGGGUGACGGAGGCAGAGGUUCGCAGAUAUCUCGCCGGCCAGGAUGAGGCCGUCAAGUUCACGUUCCCAGCCACGGCAAAGAACUACCUGGAGGCCUUUGCUGUUUAUAACCGUGUAUGA
Molecule: messenger RNA, 621 nt
Organism: Trichophyton benhamiae CBS 112371
Lineage: Eukaryota; Fungi; Ascomycota; Eurotiomycetes; Onygenales; Arthrodermataceae
Product: NUDIX domain protein
Exons: 1
Coding region: 1-621 (206 amino acids)
Source: RefSeq, a predicted model, not a curated record